GCUGCAACGGUUUGGGUGAAAUGGGAGCCAACGCACUCGUUUAUGGCCAUUUCAAUACGCUCAUGGUUGACACCACCGGCUGGUGAGGGACCACCACGUCCAAGGAAAGACAUAUUAGCAAAGAACGAGAAAGCCGAGUGAAAUUGAAUGCGAGAAGUUUGGAGGACUCAGAAGUUUAAGUAAGUCGCGAAGAUGUAUAAGGAGCAAAAUAUGAGGCCACGUGGUUGAAAGGAUGCAUCCAAGAAAGGCAAUGAAGAAAAAUGUACGAGUCGUAUAUUCGAGAGCCAGACCUUGAAGGAAGACAGAGGCUUGCGCCAUGUCAAGACCUCUCGCUGUCCACCGUUGUAGGUUUGUUGACUAUGCGCCAUCACCGAUCACGGCUCUUGCAUUUCCUCCGCUACCGUUGCCAUCUCUCAAAGGUAAGAAACGGGAAAGGGAUUUAAAAGAUAAGUUCGGCACACUUGGUGUCGGCCAUGCCAAUGGCAACAUCGACCUUCUCGAAUGGACUGCAGAGGAGGGAGAAAUACAGGCACCCCAAGCUUGGCAAGUGCGCAAGACUCUUCCAGGCCCAUGCCCAUCAAAAGUAGAUUCGCUAGCUUUUACUCUACGCUAUCCAGACAUAUUUCCAUCAGAAAACAUACCUUUGUGCUCUGAUCUUCGUCUCUUCAGCUCAGGUGGUGGGUCUGAAUUGCUGGAAUGGAACAUAUCUCACAGCUGUGUUCGCAGAACCAUUAGCUCCCAGGGAGGUGCCAUCUGGAGCAUUGCAGCCAAUCCUGCCUCGACACUACUUGCCCUGGGUUGCGAAGAUGGGUCUGUUCGCCUGCUAUCCUUAGCUGCGGACACUUUGCAGCAUCACAGGCGAUUCGAUCGCAUAAAAAGUCGUAUACUGAGCAUUGCUUGGGGCCCGCCAGCACCUCGACCGCCAAAACAGCGGACGGCGAAGAAGACUGACAGUGGAAUGGAUAGUGAAGAAGACAGCGAUGACGAUGAAGACGAAUGGACAGACACAUGGCUCGUCACGGGUGGCUCAGAUAGCAGCUUGCGGAAGUGGGAUGUCGCUACUGGCAGAUCGACUGACCGUAUGGGGACAGACAAGAUGAAAGGUGAACGGACACUUGUCUGGACAGUUGGUGUGCUUGCCGAUGGGACCAUUGUUUCUGGGGAUUCUCUAGGUACAGUGAAGUUCUGGGACUCCAUGACUUGCACACAAACCUGCAGCUAUCUGGCGCACGGAGCUGACGUGCUUUGUCUUGCAAUUGGUCCCGAAGGCACAUCCGUAUUCAGCUCGGGUGUCGACCAAAAAAUUGUGUUGUUCUCAUAUGUUCCCACUGCUCCAGAAAAUUCUUCUUCUGUGUUGUCCUCCUCCCCAGCGCGAUGGAUUCAGUCUGGCUCACGCCGUGUGCACUCACACGACGUCCGGUGUCUUGCGGUCUGGCCACCUCACUCCCCCAUACCCCCAACUUACAAGCGAAAGCCCUCCGCAAAUGCAACAUACAUCGCACCGGUCCUAGCUUCUGGAGGAUUGGACAUGUCUAUUGCCCUCACUCCUGCGCUGCCUGC
Messenger RNA from Suillus discolor, 1560 nucleotides. RefSeq names its product WD40-repeat-containing domain protein. Gene Ontology annotation, biological process: maturation of SSU-rRNA from tricistronic rRNA transcript (SSU-rRNA, 5.8S rRNA, LSU-rRNA). NCBI's taxonomy places the organism in Eukaryota, Fungi, Basidiomycota, Agaricomycetes, Boletales, Suillaceae. Gene Ontology annotation, molecular function: RNA binding; protein binding. The record is from RefSeq and is a predicted model, not a curated record. Gene Ontology annotation, cellular component: 90S preribosome; t-UTP complex; small-subunit processome. The annotation marks the transcript as partial. The transcript is spliced from 5 exons.